Molecule: messenger RNA, 687 nt
Organism: Perkinsus marinus ATCC 50983
Lineage: Eukaryota; Perkinsozoa; Perkinsida; Perkinsidae
Exons: 4
Coding region: 112-408 (98 amino acids)
Biological process (GO): proteolysis
Molecular function (GO): serine-type carboxypeptidase activity
Source: RefSeq, a predicted model, not a curated record
UCUAAUGGGUUUGGCAUACUAUUCUAAGUCCCCUUGAGGAGGCGCUAAUGAGUCCAUACGACGUGCAUUCAGUAGGUAGUGAAUUCAGCAACUAUCAGCUUCUGACAGGCCAUGUGCGGACCAUCCUGCGCAGAGACACUCAUCUCAAUCUCCCUGGUUGUCAAACUCUCUCAGGCCGAACGUCGUAUGAACGAUAAAAAUGUGCAGGCAAGGAUGGAAGUGAGCAAACACUGGUUUAUGAGAAAUCAUCAGGUUUUCAAGGAUUUUGACAUGUACUUAUCUUACGAUACAACCAGCGUGGUAUCAAACGUUCUCGAUGAAGGUCUGAAGGUUUUCGUAUUCAAUGGCGAUCAAGCCUACUGUAGUCUGACUACAUCACCAAUUCUAUUGGUGCACUGUCCUGGCUGAGCCAUUUGAAUGGUAAAACUGAUUAUGGUAAGGCGAUAGCGAGUGCAAAGCCUAAGUCCCUCAAGAUAAAUAACUAUCAUAUAGCUGAAUGCAACUUCACCUGUGCGGAUGCGAGCCCUUUUUAGUUAAGCUGCUGUGUAAGGACAUGUACGCAGGUGCAGGUGCACACGUGCUGUUCCACUGUGUUCCAUUGUAUCCUUCAUUGUGCGAGCUUAAAGAUAUUUUAGCCGAUCUCACUGCACUUAUUGGUACUGCGUAAAUCACAGAUUCAGUAUUCCU